This is a messenger RNA of Closterium sp. Naga37s-1, 1311 nucleotides long. The record is from the annotation of a GenBank genome assembly. NCBI's taxonomy places the organism in Eukaryota, Viridiplantae, Streptophyta, Zygnematophyceae, Desmidiales, Closteriaceae.
AUGCUAGUAAUCAACGUAUCGUAUCUACUCAUAGCCACCGGGGUAGUGUACCUGGGAUUACUGGUAGUAGGCGGCGGGUCGGAGGCGCGGACGGAGUGGGACACGGGGAACAUCGACGCGGUGGAUCAGGACAUGUUUCGCCGAGCCAUGGAGCAGCCCACGCAGACGGAUCUCGCCGCCGUGCAGCCCAAGAUCGCGUUCCUCUUUCUCGUCAGAGGGCCGCUUCCGCUCGAGCGAGUCUGGCAAAGAUUCUUCCAGGGCCACGAGGGGCGCUACUCCAUCUACAUCCACGCGUCCACCGCCGACUACGAGUGCGACAAGCACGUCAACUCCUCCGUCUUCCGCGGCCGCCAAAUACCCAGCGUUCCUGUAAGUCCGCCCCAGCUCUCGGCUAUUCCGCAGGCCCCUCUCUUCGCCGGAGUUCGUCUGCCAGGCGUCCCCACUUCAGUUUCUCCGACCACUUCCUCAGCGUUUCUCGCUUCCAGUAGUGCUCGCGGUGGCGCGUCGUCAUCGAACCACUUCACGCAUCACAUGGGGCGGUCCCAACCUCAUCCGCGCGGAGCGCCGGCUGCUCGCCGCGGCGCUUGCGGAUCCCGCCAACCAGCGCUUCGUGCUGCUGUCGGAGUCGUGAGUGCGGGAAAGGGGUGGAGAUUGAAGGGGGUGGAGAUGUGCGCCUUGCGGGGGAGGGUGGGGAGGGAGUCGUGGCGAAGUUCUUGCGGGUUGAAAUUUAUUGCGCGCUCUCGUAGCACGUGUCACCAAGCACACCUCCUCAAUGCUUCCCUCCUCGCCUCCCUCCCCCUUCCCGCCGCCCCCUGUUUGUUCUCGCCUACCUCCCCACCCGCCUCGCCGCUGCCCAUCGCCGCGGUGCGCGCAGCUGUCUGCCGCUGUUCAACUUCACGCACGUCUUCGACUACCUCAUGGCGUCCGACAAGAGCUUCGUUACAAGUUGAGGCGCUGGGGGGCACAGUUAAGGCGCUGGGGGGCACAGUUGAGGCGCUGGGGGGCACAGUUGAGGCGCUGGGGGGCACAGGCAAGGUGGUGGAGGACAGCAAGUUCUACGAGACCUUCGUCAAAACCAACGCUGAGGUGCGCCCAUCUGCCCCCAUGUGCCUCCCAAAUGUUCCCCACUCCCACGUUGCAUCAUCACCCAUUUCGCCUUUGAGCCUCGCCCUUCCCUCCACCCAGACUAGCUUGCUUGCUUACACUCGCAUUCUUCCUGCCCUCAAUCUCUCCAUGCGUGUCUUGCCUGUGUGCUGCUUGCAGAUUCCCGACGAGAGCUACAUUCAAACCAUCCUUGCUGUAAGCACAUAA